Molecule: messenger RNA, 1366 nt
Organism: Tilletiopsis washingtonensis
Lineage: Eukaryota; Fungi; Basidiomycota; Exobasidiomycetes; Entylomatales
Exons: 5
Coding region: 14-1030 (338 amino acids)
Source: RefSeq, a predicted model, not a curated record
UCAUCUCAGCAGCAUGUCGCUCUUCUCCUGCUUCUCCUCCGCCGCCGCUCCCACACGCGGGCCGCCCGUCGACGUGCUGCUGCUCGGCUCGGGCUGGACGGCGACGUUCCUGCUGCCGCUGCUCGGCACCUCGUCGCUCUCCUGCGCCUGGACGACGCGCGCCGGCGGCAACGGCGCCCUGCCCUUCGACUUCGACCCGAGCAGCGACAGCUACGCGGCCUUCGAGCGCCUGCCCGACGCCAAGACCAUCGUCGUCGUCUUUCCGCUGUACGAGGCAGCGGCCGUCGAGUUCCUGCUGCGCGCCUACCGCGAGACGCGCGAGAGUGACUGCGCGCCCGGCUGGAUCCAGCUCGGCUCGACGGGCAUCUGGGACCACGGCCCGACGUUUGCGCCUGCGCCGCCCACAUACGGCACCAAGCCUCUCGCCUCCUCCUCUUCGUCGCCGUGGAAGAACCGGCAUUCUCCACACACCUCGGCGCCGCGCGCCGUGGCCGAAGACGCGCUGCUGUCGCAUUCCAACACCUCCGUGCUCAACCUCUCGGGUCUCUGGGGCCACGGCCGUUCGCCGCGCCGCUACAUUGGCGCACUGGCGCCGAGCAAGGAGAAGCUGGCGCAGCUGGGCAGCGUGCAUCUGGUGCAUGGCCUUGAUGUGGCGCGCGCGAUCUUGGCGAUGCACGUGCAGUGGGAGAAGGCGAGAGGCGAGAGGUGGCUGCUGACGAAUGAGCGUGUGUACGAUCUGUGGGACCUGUGUGCACGCUGGGGCAACGGCGGCGAAGAGGGCAGAAACCACCCUCCCGCCGGCCCACAGCCCGGCUGGGUGCAGGAGCUCAUCGCCGAGUCUCGGUCUGACCACGCUCUCGACAACGGCGGAGAGGUGGGCGAGGAGAAGAAGAAGCACAAGAAGCACCACGCGCAUCGCGAUCCCAUUCGCAGCCUGCCUCGUUCCGUCGAGCAAAUGGGCGCAGCGCUCGACGGCACCGACUUCUGGAGCACGUUUGGCCUGACGCCGGCCGUGCCUUGGGUCGACUAGGCGCGCCUUCGCCUCGCCUCUUGUCGACGAUGAACCAUCCAGCAGAGUGAGGUCGCAUCUCAAUGCUGGCUGGUGCAGCAUCGCGCGCGCCUUGCUCGUGCCUCGUACCCCGCCUUCCUUCGUCUCUCUUCCCUAAUGCCUGUGACGCGCUUCGUUCUGCGCUGCACCUCUCUCUUCGCCGCCCUUGGUCGCUCGCCUGUAGCACUGUACUUCUCUCCUCUCCCGUGCCAGAAUCGGCGUUCUCAGCCUCGCCUCCGUCUGCGCCAUCUUAGCUGCUCUCGCGACGCUGCGCUCGCACACUGGUGCUCGUCUAGUGCGCCAGUUAAAGUGCAUUGC